Molecule: messenger RNA, 5493 nt
Organism: Aspergillus brunneoviolaceus CBS 621.78
Lineage: Eukaryota; Fungi; Ascomycota; Eurotiomycetes; Eurotiales; Aspergillaceae
Gene: pld3
Product: phospholipase D
Exons: 2
Coding region: 1-5493 (1830 amino acids)
Biological process (GO): cell motility
Molecular function (GO): phosphatidylinositol binding; catalytic activity
Source: RefSeq, a predicted model, not a curated record
AUGACAGACCCCACAACUGAGCCCUCCGAGCCAAGGAGCUCGGAGAACACCCAAGCUCGCCAUUAUUGGAGAAGACCCGAGCCUAUGUCGCUAUCAGAUGGAACUAAGCUCUCUUCGCCAAAUCCUGCGUCUCCCUUGAUGAUUCCGAAAACAGACACGCAGCAUAAAGCGGAGGAAGAGGAACACGAUCAGGUGAAUGACCUGCCACCUCUGCAGGACACCGAGGAAACCAUCACAAAAAAUAAAUCCAAAGCGCGUGCAGGACAAGCUAGCGGCUACCCGGAGGAUCGGACGACAUCCGGGGAUGCUAUCUCUGGUGAUAAUCCUGGCUUGCUGAUGCCUCGAAGAAUGAAUGAGACGACCGAGGGACCGCAAACAUCCGGAAGUAGGAAGCCGCAACCGCCACUGCCAGCCGCGAGCCGCCGUCCGAGCGUUCAAUUUACUCCAGACCCUCCCGAAGUCGACCCUCUCACUGAGCUACCCAGUUCCAGGCCGCCAUCAGUAAAGGGGGAUGACGCAGAUCUGGGUUUGAGAGGAAAACAGUCUCUACUCACGAAGUUGAAAUCAUUCGCAGCCUCACCCUCCUUCGUUUCGCACUCGCGCUCAGCUAGUGGCGCAACCCUGAGCGAUUUCAGAGCCACCAACAAUGAUCUAGCAACCCCGGGUUCGGAACGGGGCGCCUUUCGUUUCCCAAACACCUUGGAAGAAGAGGGAAGCGACAUUGAUGCCGAUGCGGAGGAGAGCGCAGGGGAGAAUCGUGCCCACCAGCCAAAGAAGAAGAAGAAACAACGCCGGCGUCAAAAAGAUGAGUCGGCCUCGCAAACGCAGCCAAAUACACCAAAGGCUACUACUCGUCCGUCGUUUCACUUGCCCAGCUCAUUUGCACCCUUUGAGAAUUACCGGUCGAAUUUCUUCCCGCGCCGGGGGAGCACUGGUAAUUUUAUCCCGCAGCAGCGGGAGGGAGUUUCGGAAGAUGAGGGUCGUGACCGGUUGAACAGGGAUACGGCAUGGAGGCGAAGAAGUGUCUGGCUUGCGAAUGCGAGAGGACUUACUUAUGGCGGACGUCAGCUGGACACUCCAACGAACCCCGACGAGAGAAGACCGAGCAACCUCAGAAGACUGACCGGGCUGGCUGGCCCAUCUGACAACGCCGAGGGUACCGCGCCACCUUGGCGGCGCCACCGGGCUGAUCGGGGUUCUAGCCUGAGCGCUCAAAAAUGGCGUCAGAUCAAAGCUGGACUCAAGCUGAUUGGGCAGAGACGCAAGGUGGAUAAUACUGUCGAUCAUGCAAAAUCAGCAGAACUUCUGGCAGAACUUACGUCCGGGGUGCCGGCCGCCCUCAUUCUAGCCAGCAUGUUCCAGAGGGACGAGCAUGGAAGCAAGCGCAUUCCAAUUUUACUCGAACAGCUCAAGGUGCGGGUCACCGAUAGCAAGAUUGAUUCACACUCCGGCGACCGCCAUCUGGUUUUUCGUAUCGAGCUCGAGUACGGAAGUGGAAUGACACGGAUGAAGUGGAUUAUACACCGUACCCUAAGAGACUUUGCCAAUAUCCAUCUGAAGUACAAGCUGCACUUUGGAACGCAGAAGUACAUUCAAUUACGGAACACUGAAGGUGGACACAACCUCCCGCGCUUUCCGCGCAGUGCGUUUCCUUAUCUUCGAGGUGUGCGCGGCUUAGAAAGUGACAUGGAAGAUGAGGAGGACGAUGGUGGAUAUGAGACGGCGGCAGAGGUAACAAGCGGCAACGAAAGGGGCGGUAAGAAGCAGCAUCAGCAAUUAUCGCGGCGCCCAUCUGGCGCCAUGUCUCGAAGACAGUCGAGUGCGACAAUCCCAGAUGGAGAGAAUCCGGCAGGCUCAUCCGGGCCGGUAGAAGCUGGGUUCGCUAACAAGAGAGAGACUUACCCGGAGAGGCAACGAAAGAAGCUGGAAUCGUACCUACAGAAGCUAAUCCGGUUUCUUAUCUUUAAGCCAGAUAGCAACCGCCUGUGCAAAUUCCUCGAGCUUUCGGCACUAGGUGUCCGUCUUGCCGCUGAAGGGAGUUAUCAUGGCAAGGAAGGAUAUCUUGUUAUCCAGUCGUCCAAAGGCCUUGAUUUCCGGAGAGCCCUGACUCCAGGCAUGGUAAAAAAACGCCACUCCCCCAAAUGGUUUCUUGUGAGGCACAGCUACGUCGUAUGCGUCGAUUCGCCGGAGGAGAUGAAUAUUUAUGAUGUGUUCUUGGUAGAUCCCUUUUUCAAACUCCAGACUCAGAAGGCUAGCUUGCGCAACCAGAAGGCAAAGGACUUUGCCAAGUCUGCAACGGAGUCAGCUCGACACCCGCAGCAUCACACUCUAAGACUCGAGAACUCGGAGCGAAAGCUCAGACUGCUGGCCAGGAAUGAGCGGCAACUCCACCAAUUCGAGGACUCAAUACGGUUCAUGGUCAAUAACACCCCCUGGGCGAGACCGAACCGAUUUGAGAGCUUUGCUCCUGUACGGCAGAAGUGCUUCGCGCAAUGGUUGGUGGAUGCGCGUGAUCACAUGUGGGUUGUGUCCCGCGCGAUCAACCAGGCUAAAGAUGUCAUCUAUAUUCAUGACUGGUGGCUCAGCCCUGAGCUCUACAUGCGUCGACCGGCCGCUAUCAGCCAGAAAUGGCGCUUAGACCGUCUGCUACAGCGUAAGGCGCGUGAAGGUGUGAAGAUUUUUGUGAUCAUGUAUCGAAACAUCAACUCCGCCAUUCCAAUCGAUUCGGAGUACUCCAAGUUCUCUCUACUCGAUCUACACCCGAAUGUCUUUGUUCAACGUUCGCCCAAUCAAUUCCGGCAGAACACCUUCUUCUGGGCACACCAUGAGAAGCUAUGCAUUAUCGACCACACUCUGGCCUUUGUUGGGGGUAUUGAUUUGUGUUUCGGAAGAUGGGACACGCCUCAACAUCUCUUGACGGAUGAUAAGCCAACGGGCUUCGAGACACGGGAGGGACCAAAGGACGCGGAUCAUUGCCAGCUCUGGCCCGGCAAGGACUACUCGAACCCUCGGAUACAAGAUUUCUACGAUCUCGACAAACCGUACGAAGAGAUGUAUGAUCGGAAUAUCAUUCCCAGGAUGCCUUGGCAUGAUAUCUCAAUGCAUGUAGUGGGUCAGCCGGCUCGAGACCUCACGCGCCAUUUUGUCCAAAGGUGGAAUUACAUCUUGCGCCAGCGAAAACCAACCCGUCCAACGCCAUUCUUACUCCCGCCUCCUGAUUUCGAUGCGGCUGAUCUGGAAGCUCUCGGUCUUGAUGGGACCUGCGAAGUCCAGAUUUUACGUUCUAGUAGCAUGUGGUCGACAGGCACACCGGACACAACCGAACACAGCAUCAUGAACGCCUACGUGAAACUGAUUGAGGAAUCCGAUCAUUUCGUAUAUAUUGAGAACCAGUUUUUCAUCAGCACCUGCGAGAUUGACGGUAGAAAAAUCGAGAAUCUGAUCGGGGACGCAUUGGUAGAGCGCAUCACGCGGGCUGCAAAGAACAAAGAAGCAUGGCGUGCCGUGAUUGUCAUUCCAUUGAUGCCUGGUUUCCAGAACACGGUUGAUAGCGAGGGUGGAACUAGCGUCCGCCUUAUCAUGAUGUGCCAAUAUCGCAGUAUCUGUCGUGGUGAGACGUCAAUCUUUGGACGGUUACGAGCAUUGGGAAUCGAGCCUGAGGAUUACAUUCAAUUCUUCAGCCUCCGGUCAUGGGGAAAAAUCGGUCCGCAAAAACAGCUCGUGACUGAGCAGCUGUACAUUCAUGCUAAAUGUAUGGUCGUUGAUGAUCGCGCGGCUAUCAUCGGUUCCGCGAAUAUCAACGAACGGUCGAUGCUCGGAUCACGCGACUCUGAAGUUGCGGCGGUUGUUCGCGAUACGGACAUGAUAUGGUCUAGCAUGAACGGCCGUCCCUACCUUGUGGGCCGUUUCCCGCACACCCUUCGCAUGCGCCUUAUGAGAGAGCAUCUUGGUGUCGAUGUCGAUGAGCUGAUGGAACAUUCUUUGGCGACCGAGGAAGAGCUACUAAGGAUUCAAAUUGCCGAAGAGGGGUCCAAGCCAUCUGAUAUCAACGAGGCGCCUGACUCCGAGUCUCUCAUGCUGGAGAAGAGGGACGAGAGAGACAUGAUUGAACGCCGCCACCGCAUUCAGGAUGAGUUUCUCUCUCGUUCGGAAGACAUGCACAGUUUCAACCAUGACGUAGACUGGGAGCAGGGGAACAACCCCAAUCUCAAGUCGAAUAGGAAGCUCACUGCAGACCCGAGGGUAACCUCUAACCCAGAACACAAGAAAGAUGUGGAUGGUCUCGGGCCAGACCAUUUGCAAGUGGCUCAGGAGGCAGGCCUCGAAAAGGGUCGAGAUUCCGAGAUCCUGGAGGACAAGGCCGAGGUUCUGAUUUCGCCUAUUGCAUCGGAGGGUAAAGGCACGCUGCAACAACCUAAACCCAAACGUCCUUCACAACGCACUGUGCGGCAUACCAACCCUCAUGGCACGAACGAUGCCAGACAGGCACAUUCUAAUCUAGUCGCACAGGGCAUUGAAUGUGCACACGUUGUUGAAGGCGCGCCAAAUAUUCGACACCCAGCGCUAGCUCCGGAGCACGAGACAGAAACCAGCAACAGCGGCAAUUUGACGGCUUCACGAGACAUUGGUGACAACGCCAAGUCUUACCUGUACGCUCCUGAGGUGAAGCAUAUAUUCAUCGACAAAGAUUGUAUGAGGGACCCUAUACUUGAUCUCUUUUACUUGGAUACCUGGUCUGCCGUCGCCGAAAAGAACACCAAGGUCUUUCGUAGUGUUUUCCGCUGCAUGCCUGAUAGCGAGGUGAAAUCCUGGAAGGAAUAUAAAGAGUACACCGCUUAUGGGGAUCGAUUUGCUGAAAUGCAGAACCAACACGGCGCCAAGGUUCCGCAGCCUUCGAGUCAGCGACAAACCGGACCCCCAGGCACAGCUGCCGGCUUCCCUGGAGCAGCUGCCGGAAUCAAGCACAGUCUGGCAUCACACAGCCACGGUACCGAGGCCCAUAAGGUGGAACGCAAAGAGCAAACCACCGUCGAGAAACCAGGAAAUUGUGAGAGUGGAUCGGUACAGGGCUCGAACGAGCAAGAACAUGAGACGGCGAAUCAUGAAGGACUGUCACCUAUAGAUGAAAAGUCUGCCCUAAAAGCAGCCGACGGCUCAGCAUCCCGGCGGGUGCAGAAUGGACGGACCGAGGAUAGCGGCUCCUCUGGAGAGGACGUCGAGAAACACCGGUCAGAUCGCCCUGCCAUCGAGUAUUCUGACGCAUUGAACAGAAACGCUACCGGUCAGUCGCGGCGGCGGAGACGACGAGCAACAACACUCGGGUCGAAGCGUGACUUCCAUGCGGAAGAAGUGAUGGACAAACAGCGAGCGGAAGACUUGUUGAAUCAGGUUCAGGGUCAUCUUAUUCUCUGGCCUUACGACUGGCUUGAAAAAGAAGAACAAGGCGGGAACUGGCUAUAUACAUUAGACCAAAUAUCCCCACUGGAAAUCUAG